GACAAAGAUCGGCAGGUUGAGGCGUGGCGCGAGAAUUCAAUUUCUUUCUCUUUUCCAGUGCAUUGAUUGAGGCACAAUUAAUUUCUCAACCCAACAACAACGAACGUAGUAAAAAUGAUGAAGACUGUUGCUCUCCUUGCCUCUUUGGUGGCUUCUGCCUCUGCCUUUGUGCCUGCUGCGCCCCAGCAGUCCAGUGCUUCUACUGCGCUCAACGCCAAGGCCGACUAUGUCAAUGACAUUGGUGUGACAGCUCCCCUUGGAGUCUUUGAUCCCUUUGCCAAAUUGGACAAGAUUGACAGCACAGAAUUCAACCGUCUUCGUGCUUUGGAACUCAAGCACGGCCGUGUUGCCAUGUUGGGUGUUGUUGGAUACUUGACCACCUAUGCCGGUGUUCGUCUGCCAGGAUUGGAAGAUGUCCCCUGUGGAUGGGCCGCCUGGGAAGCUCUUCCCGGAGAUGUUUCCAUUCAAAUGGGAGCCACUUGGAUCUUUAUGGAAAUGGCCAACCGAGACCAGACUGGAGGAAAUGCAGAAUUCGUAGGAGACUUUCGCAACGGAUACUUGGACUUUGGAUGGGACAGCCAAACCGCAGAAUGGAAGACCAAGAAACGCACCAUUGAAUUGAACCAAGGACGUGCCGCUCAAAUGGGUGUCUUGGGACUCAUGGUCCACGAUGCCAUGGGCAAUGUUCAGGAUAUCCUUCCCUAAAUAUUGGGACUUCUUUUUUUUCUUUUUACAGUAAUCAAUCUUGUGACAUACAUACUAGAGAACCACCCAUUUGCUCCUGU
Messenger RNA from Seminavis robusta, 785 nucleotides. Lineage: Eukaryota; Bacillariophyta; Bacillariophyceae; Naviculales; Naviculaceae. The record is from the annotation of a GenBank genome assembly.